Molecule: messenger RNA, 2805 nt
Organism: Chrysoperla carnea
Lineage: Eukaryota; Metazoa; Arthropoda; Insecta; Neuroptera; Chrysopidae
Product: PAX3- and PAX7-binding protein 1
Exons: 11
Coding region: 114-2573 (819 amino acids)
Biological process (GO): spliceosomal complex disassembly; mRNA splicing, via spliceosome
Cellular component (GO): nucleus; U2-type post-mRNA release spliceosomal complex
Molecular function (GO): DNA binding
Source: RefSeq, a predicted model, not a curated record
UCAUGGCUGAACGUUUAGAAUAACAGCAUUUAAUGCAUACAUCUUUGGCAUACAUCAUUUUUUUUCUCUCCUAAGAAUAAUUUGUAGUUUUAAAAAAAAUAUUUUGUGUUAAAAUGUCAUUUGUGUUCAGAAAACCGAAAAAAAAUAUACAAAGGCGUGUGUUUAGUAGUCAAGAAGAUGAAGAAAAUCGUGAAGAUAAUGGAAUGGAAGUUGAUGUUAAGGAUGACAUUAAAGACACACAUACCAGUGACACUAAAAAGAAAAAAGAUAAAAAGGACAAAAAUGUGAAACCAAAACAAACAUUAUUAAGUUUUGAAGAUGAAGAUGGCGAAGAAGAAGUAUUUCAAGUGAAGAAAUCAUCACAUAGUAAAAAAAUAAUGCGAUUAUUAGAUAAAGAACGUAAAAAGAAGAAAGAGAAAAAAAUGGACAUUGAUGAUAAUGAUCAAAUUGCGAAAAGUAAUUCGCAAAAAAGUAAAGAGAUAGUUACAGACGAUCUCGUGAUGGUUGUAAAAUCCGAAAAAGAAGUUAUACUAAAUGGUCGAGCGGCACUUGUUGCCGGCAAGGAUGAUGUUUCAUCGGACGAAGAUGACUCACGUGGUCGGCAUCGUUUUUCACAUCCGGAUAAUGUAAAAAUCAUUGUUGAAAGUGGUAUGAUACCGGAUGCGGCUAUGAUACAUGCGGCUAGAAAACGUCGUCAACGUGCUCGAGAAAUGGGUGGUGAUUAUGUACCGUUAGAGGAACGAAAAGAGAAAAAAGAUAAAGGUCGAUUAAUACGUGAAGAAGAUGGUGAUGGUGAUGAUGGCAGUGACGAAGAACGUAUUGAUAUGACUAUAAAUACACAAGCUCAGGAUAUUGAAAAACGACGGGAACAAUUUAAGGCGGCUCAAGAAGAUUCAGAUCGAGAAAGUGAUCGUGAAACUGAAGAAUGGGAAAAUCAACAAAUUCGUAAAGGUGUAACAGGUGCACAAAUCACCUCAGUACAAAAUGAAACAUUGUACGGUGUGAGCUAUUAUACUGGCUUUAGUGAAGAAUCUGUAGAAAAUAAUCUUUAUAAUAGUUCGACAAAUGCGAUGGUAAAAACUGAUUCAAAUGAUCAAAAAACACCUGAAUCUAUUGCUAAUAAACUACGAGAAAGAGUACAACAAUUAAAAGAAAAUUAUACUAAUCAUGAUACAAAAUUAAAACAAAUAACUGAUGAAUUGGAAACGUGUCAACGUGAUUUAAUUGAUUUGGAAAGAAAAGCUCCAGAAUGUGCAAAACGUUUCCGUUUUUAUCAAGAAUUGCGUGGGUAUGUCACAGACUUGGUAGAGUGUUUGGAUGAGAAGAUUCCUAUGGUAUCGAAUUUAGAACAACGAUGGAUGGAAGUAAUUGGAAAACGUGCAAAUACUUUGGCUGAACGAAGACGUCAAGAUGUUCGUGAUCAAGCUGAAGAAAUUACAUCACAAUCUAGAUUGAACAGUCGUCCACGUCCAACUGGAGGGCCAGAAGAAGAAGCUAGAGUUCGUCGAGCUGCAGAACGUGAAGGUAGAAGAAAUCGACGUAGACGAACGCGAGAACAAGCUGCUCAACUUCAAAUAACACCCAAACAUCUAGAAGGAAUGUCUAGUGAUGAUGAAUUUCCCGAACAGGAUAAUAUUUUGUACAAACAACAGAAAGAUCAAGUUUUGGAAAGUGUCGAACAAGUAUUCAGUGAUGUCAUCGAAGAUUUUUCAUCAUUGUCAUCAAUUUUAGAAAGAUUUGAAUCAUGGCGACAAACUGAUUUCACAGCUUACUCUGAGGCAUACGCAAGUUUAGUAUUACCAAAAAUUGUUGGUCCUAUUUUACGAUUGCAAAUAUUAUCAUGGGAUCCGUUCAAUUCGAAUUGUUCGGAUUUAGAGCAAUAUCAUUGGAUGAAAACAUUAAUGACGUAUGGUUUAACGUCAUCAGAAACUGAAGAAACUUUACGCGCUGAUCCUGAUAUUAAUUUAGUACCUGCAAUUGUUGAUAAAAUUAUUAUACUUAAAUUAAAAGAUUUGGUGGAACAAACAUGGGAUCCAAUGUCCAGUAGUCAAUCGUUACGAUUAGUUGGAUUAAUUGGACGUUUCGUUCGACGAUAUCCAACACUUGGACCAGGUAGUCAACGACUUCAGGAUUUAUUUACAGCUAUCGUUGAUAAAAUUCAACAAGCUGUAGAACAUGACGUAUUUAUUCCAAUUUUCCCUAAACAGGUUUUAGAAACAAAAUCAUCAUUUUUUCAAAGACAAUUUAAUUCGGCUGUUAAAUUACUAGGAAAUAUCACAUGUUGGCAAGGAACAUUAGCUGAUCAUGUACUUAAAGAUUUAGCAAUAAAUUCGUUAUUGAAUCGAUACUUAUUAAGUGGACUUCGUGUUUGUCAGUUAAUUGAUGCUGUAUCAAAAGCACAAUUAAUAAUAAACGCAUUACCUCGUAUCUGGUUACAAAGUGAUGUCAAAGAGGAUCUACGAAUGUUUAUAAUGUGUAUCACACAAUUUUCGGGCCAGUUGAACAGUGACAAUCCAUUACAUUUGGAAUCGUUGGAAAUAUUAUCAUCGAUUAAAAAUACGUUACAUAUUUAAUUAAUAGAGAUCUUAAUAAUAACAUUUUUCAAAUAAUAAAUAAACAAUUUAAUCUAAAAAAAAACGUUUUUGCUCACAAUGUAUUCUUAGAAAAUGAAGAGAGGAAUUAUCGAAUUUUGAGUGAAAUGUUUGCGUACACGAUGUAAAUAUUUUAAGCUAUAGAUUAUGUAAUGUUGUAAAUACUUAUCUAUUUAUUAAUUGCCCAUUUCUUCAUUUAUCACUUAAUUUGAAA